AUGGGCAAUGUCAGUAGUGUAUCAUUUUAUGUUGAUCGAACAUGCGCUUUGGCUACUAUUCAAUUUGGUGCAUUCGAUCUGAUCGAUCGAAAUCUGGACUUGAAUGAAGCUCAACUUGUUCUUACUCAUACAUCAGGUCUAUUGAAACUGGGUACCACGAAAGAACUUAAGCCUUAUAUGCAUCUGAUUACUAUUCAAUUGUGUCGUGAUAAAGCAGUUAAUAAUGUGAAUAAUGGAAGCUGUAAAGGUACUCAAUUUCCCGUUCUUCCUCAUCAAUAUCUUGGUAUUCGUUCGGAUUCAUGUCGACUUGGAUAUGCGCCAACACCAGACAAUCAUGUUCUUGCUACAACAUGGGUGAGUAAAAGAUUCUUAUUUUGGAAAAAAAGAAAAUUUUUUGAAAACAAGACAAUAUAUAAGAGAAAAUAA
Molecule: messenger RNA, 426 nt
Organism: Rotaria sp. Silwood2
Lineage: Eukaryota; Metazoa; Rotifera; Eurotatoria; Philodinida; Philodinidae
Source: the annotation of a GenBank genome assembly